Molecule: messenger RNA, 1854 nt
Organism: Aplosporella prunicola CBS 121167
Lineage: Eukaryota; Fungi; Ascomycota; Dothideomycetes; Botryosphaeriales; Aplosporellaceae
Exons: 3
Coding region: 1-1854 (617 amino acids)
Biological process (GO): lysyl-tRNA aminoacylation
Cellular component (GO): cytoplasm; cytosol
Molecular function (GO): tRNA binding; lysine-tRNA ligase activity; ATP binding
Source: RefSeq, a predicted model, not a curated record
AUGGCGGACACUGUCAAGGACACCGUUGUCCCCAUUGUCGACAAGGCCGUCGAGGCCGUCACUGGCGGCGACAGCUCCAACCUGCUUCUGGACGAAGUCACCGGCGAGCGCGUCUCCAAGACCGAACUCAAGAGGCGCCAGAAGCAGCGCGAAAAGGACGCCAAGAAGGCUGAAAAGGCCGCCGCCGCCCCUCCCAAGGCCAAGAAGGAGAAGGCCGUGAGCGCCGAGGACGAGGAGAAGGAGUUGACGCCGAACCAGUACUUCGAGAUCCGCAGCCGCGCGGUCAACAAGCUCCGCCAGACGCAGGAGCCCAACCCAUACCCGCACAAGUUCCAGGUGACGACGGACCUGCGCGAGUUCCUCAAGCAGUACGAGGGCCUGAAGACGGGCGAGCAGCUCAAGGACGUCGAGGUUCGCAUUGGCGGCAGGAUCUUCACCAAGCGCGCCUCGGGCGCCAACCUGCUGUUCUACGAUGUGCGCGCCGAGGGCGUCAACGUGCAGGUCAUGUGCCAGGCGCAGGAGUCGACGAGCUCGGUGCCCUUCCAGGCGCAGCACGAGCACCUGAGGCGCGGCGACAUCAUCGGCAUAGUUGGAUACCCCGGCCGCACGAGCCCCAAGAACCGCGCCGAGGGCGAGCUGUCCAUCUUCGCCAAGGAGGUCAUCCUUCUCACCCCCUGCCUGCACAUGCUUCCCGGCGAGCGCUCCGGCUUCAAGGACAAGGAGCAGCGCCACAGGAAGAGGUACCUCGACCUGAUCAUGAACAACUCCACGCGCGACACGUUCAUCACCCGUUCGCGCAUGGUCAGCUACAUCCGCCAGUUCUUCGACUCGCGCGACUUCAUCGAGGUCGAGACGCCCAUGAUGAACGCCAUUGCGGGCGGCGCCACGGCCAAGCCGUUCAAGACGUACCACAACGACCUCAAGCUCGACAUGUUCAUGCGUAUCGCGCCGGAGCUGUACCUCAAGCAGCUGAUUGUCGGUGGUCUGGAGCGCGUGUACGAGAUCGGCCGCCAGUUCCGCAACGAGGACAUUGACCUCACGCACAACCCCGAGUUCACGACGUGCGAGUUCUACCAGGCCUUUGCCGACGUGUACGACAUCAUGGACCUGACGGAGGAGCUGGUGUCGAGCCUGGUCAAGCACCUGACGGGCUCGUACAAGACCAAGUUCCACACGCAGCACGGCGAGGUGUACGAGGUGAACUGGGAGAAGCCGUGGAAGCGGAUUGAGAUGAUCCCCGCGCUCGAGGAGGCGCUCGGCGAGAAGUUCCCGCCCGGCGACGAGCUGCACACCAACGAGACGAACGAGUUCCUGCAGCGCAUGCUCAAGAAGGCGAAGCUGGAGUGCUCGCCGCCGCUGACCAACGCGCGCAUGCUCGACACGCUCGUCGGCGAGUUCAUCGAGGACCGCUGCAUCAACCCCACCAUGAUCACCGGGCACCCGCAGAUGAUGUCGCCGCUGGCCAAGUACCACCGCCAGCACAAGGGCCUGUGCGAGCGCUUCGAGGCCUUUGUCUGCAAGAAGGAGAUUGUCAACGCCUACACCGAGCUGAACGACCCCUUCGAUCAGCGCAUGCGCUUCGAAGAGCAGGCCAACCAAAAGGCCCAGGGCGACGACGAGGCCCAGCUCAUCGACGAGACCUUCUGCCAGGCCCUCGAGUACGGCCUCCCGCCCACCGGCGGCUGGGGCAUGGGCAUCGACCGCAUGGUCAUGUUCUUGACCGACAACUACUCCAUCAAGGAGGUCCUGGCUUUCCCCAUGAUGAAGGACGACAAGACCGCCCAGGCCCAGCCCAAGGCCGCUGAGGUCGCGGGCAUCGAGCCCAUGCCUGAGGAGGGCAUUGCUCACAAAUAG